AUGCAGUGUAUUGCAGGCAGGGUUGAAGGGCCGCGGGGGCAACGACCUCGGCACGCGAUCUCUUCACGUGAUGCGAUUAGCGGAGCUGCCGGUGUGGGCGAUGUAGGUCAGCGGGACACACACCGCACACCACCGUGCACCACCGUCACCAUCGCUCACUACCACUCACCAUCGCUCACCAGCCACACCACCGUCAUCGCCAUGUGUGACCACGUCCUGGUUACCGAA
Messenger RNA from Brenthis ino (lesser marbled fritillary), 228 nucleotides. The record is from the annotation of a GenBank genome assembly. NCBI's taxonomy places the organism in Eukaryota, Metazoa, Arthropoda, Insecta, Lepidoptera, Nymphalidae.